AUGAUGAAGACCGAGCCCCAUUCCAGUCCCAGUGGUGGCAGCAGCGGAGGUGGUGGCAGCAACGGCGGCGGAGGUGGUGGCAGCAACGGCAGCGGUGGCUUGAGGAGUGCCUCUCCUCACCGGAACGCCUAUGAAGCCGGCAUCCAAGCCUUGAAAGCCACAAAGGAUGCCCUCGGCGACCCCGAGAGCGAGGAGGCCAAGAAAGCCGCCCGCCACAAGAAGUAUGGCUCCAACGUCCACCGGAUCAAGAACAUGUUCCUGCAGAUGGGGACGGCGGCCCCGCCGGCCGAGGUUGGGGCGGUGGAGCUGGCCAAGAUGAAGGAGAAGCCCGUCCGCCUCUCCUUGCCCCGGGCCAGCAGCCUCAACGAGAACGUGGACCACAGCGCCCUGCUGAAGCUGGGCACCAGCGUCUCCGAGCGGGUCAGCCGCUUCGACUCCAAGCCGGACAAGCCCCUGUCCAAGCUCCAGGAGACCCGCAAGAUCUUCGAGAGGAGCCUCCAGGAGAAGGAGACGACCAACAAGCUGCUGCUGAGGAAGGAGCGGGCCGGCUUCCAGGACAGGAAGCUGGACGUGGUGGUCCGCUUCAACGGCAGCACCGAGUCACUGGACAAGCUGGACGCCGAGGCCGUCUCACCCACUGUCAGCCAGCUCAGCGCCGUCUUCGAGAAGGCCGAUCUGAGGAACAACCUCCACAAGGCCCCCAGCAAAGUUGGGCCCCUCAACUCCAAGAUAGUCACCAAGAGGUCCAGGGUUUUCCUUCCGGCUCCGGAAGGGGCCAAGGUGGAAGGACGGGGUGGCGACGGGCCUACCCUUCAGGGAAGGGGCAGGUUGCCUGAGGGUGACAAAACACAGGCCAAACUUCCUGCCGGCGGAUCAGCAGCUGUCAAGCCGGGUGACAAGGACGGUAACGCGGGCCUGCGUCCCCAGAAGGUCCAAGAGGUGCGGAAGAUCAAGCCCGUGGAAGUGGAGGAGAGUGGGGAUUCGGAGCAGGAGUUUGAGGCGGCAGAGGUGGCGGUUGCGGCGGCCGAGGAACGCGGCAAGGCCUCCAAAGGGUCUGAUACCAACAGGGCCGAAGUGAUCCAGGCCGAGGUCACGGUGCAUGCGGCCUUGGAAAAUGGCGGACAGGCUGGCGAGAGGCACCUAGAGACUCCGGACCUCUUGGCGGACACUUACGGUGAGGUCAAGGCUGAGGGACCAGAGGAAAACGACCUGGGUGAAGAGUCGAAAAAGGAGGACUUCUCUGAGGCUGACCUGGUGGACAUUAGUGCCUACAGCGGGCUGGGGGAGGACUCGGGAGGGAGCGGGCUGGAUGAAGACGAGGAUGCCGAUGGACUGUAUGCGCCGGAAUCCAGCUGCGUGGAGAUCCCAGGGCUGUCGGAGGAGGAGGAAUCGGCCCCCAAUCGCAAGAUCCAUUUCAGCACGGCACCCAUCCAGGUUUUCAGCACUUAUUCCAAUGAGGAAUAUGACCGGCGGAAUGAAGAUGUCGAUCCGAUGGCGGCCUCGGCAGAGUAUGAACUUGAAAAGCGAGUGGAGAGGCUAGAUCUCUUUCCUGUGGAGCUUGAGAAAGAUUCUGAAGGACUCGGGAUCAGCAUCAUCGGGAUGGGGGCUGGGGCUGACAUGGGCCUCGAAAAACUUGGCAUCUUUGUCAAGACGGUGACGGAAGGAGGAGCAGCUCACCGAGACGGCAGGAUCCAAGUGAAUGACCUUAUCGUCGAGGUGGAUGGCACCAGUUUGGUGGGCGUGACCCAAAGCUUUGCGGCCUCGGUGCUGAGGAACACCAAGGGUAGAGUCCGAUUCCUGAUCGGCAGGGAGAAGCCAGGAGAACAGAGUGAGGUGGCACAGCUGAUCCAGCAGACCCUGGAACAAGAACGGUGGCAGCGGGAAAUGAUGGAACAGAGAUACACUCAAUACACCGAGGAGGACGAAGAAACGGGUGAAUACGCGACGGACGAAGACGAGGAGAUGAGCCCCAUGUUCCCCAGCAGCGAGAUGGCCAUCGAGGUCUUUGAGCUGGCCGAAAACGAAGACAUGCUGUCUCCCGUUGAGAUGGACCCAGAAAAACUUGUGCAUAAAUUUAAGGAGCUCCAGAUCAAGCAUGCUGUGACCGAAGCAGAAAUACAGCAGCUGAAAAGAAAGCUGCAGUCCAUCGAACAAGAGAAAGCCCGCUGGCGCCUCGAGAAAGCCCAGCUAGAGCAAAGUGUGGAGGAAAACAAGGAACGGAUGGAGAAGCUGGAGGGCUACUGGAUGGAGGCCCAGAACCUGUGCCAGGCUGUGGACGAGCACUUGAAAGAGACCCAGGCUCAAUACCAGACCCUGGAGCGGAAGUACAGCAAAGCCAAGCGGCUCAUCAAGGAGUACCAGCAGAAGGAGAUCGAAUUCCUCAAGAAAGAGACGGCUCAGCGGCGCGUCCAAGAGGAGUCAGAGCUGGCCCACAAGGAGGAAGUUGACAAGCUGCAAGAGAAGAUCUCUGAACUGGAGGCGAAGCUGCAGACUUUGAAAAAUUCCAACCCGACUUAAAAACAAAACAAAAA
Molecule: messenger RNA, 2531 nt
Organism: Euleptes europaea (tarantolino)
Lineage: Eukaryota; Metazoa; Chordata; Lepidosauria; Squamata; Sphaerodactylidae
Gene: PPP1R9B
Product: protein phosphatase 1 regulatory subunit 9B
Exons: 10
Coding region: 1-2517 (838 amino acids)
Biological process (GO): calcium-mediated signaling; neuron projection development; actin filament organization
Cellular component (GO): cytoplasm; actin cytoskeleton; postsynaptic density
Molecular function (GO): actin filament binding
Source: RefSeq, a predicted model, not a curated record